CUCCUGGCAGCAGUCCGGGCUUCCUUUUUUAAUUUCUUCUCUUCCCUUCCAUAAUACUCAACAUAACGAAGUCGCAACCCGUUCCCAACCCGGAAUCCCACCCAAUAUGUCGUCGGCAAACCUCCCGAUCAUUGUCAUUGUUCCAGGUGCAUUUGGCACACCUGAAGGCUUCGAUAAACUGCUACCGUAUCUGACCGAAGCUGGAUACACCACACAUCCAGGGUCAUACCCCAGUUGCAACCCCUCCGAUCCGACCCAAGUGUCCUCUUCCCAGGAUAUCGCGCACCUGCGUAACAAUGUACUCCUCCCUCUUUUGAAUCAGAAUGGAAGAGAUGUUGUCAUCAUCGCACACUCAUACGGGGGUGUUGUUGCCGGUGGCGCAGCAAAAGAACUUGCAAAGGAAACCAGAGUAGCCCAAGGUCAAUCGACUGGCGUUGUUGGCCUUAUUUACGUGGUGGGCAAUAUCACGCUUGAGGGGGAAUCCCUCUUCCAGGCGGUAGGCGGCGCUUACCCUCCUUUCAUCAAAGUCGAUAAGCCAUCCCAGGGCCUUGCUGUCAUCGAACCGGCAAUGGACGUGCUGUACAAUGACUGCGACCGUGCCCUGCAGCCGGAAUUAGAUACGCUAAUGCAGCCACAUGCACUCCGCGCUUUUGAAACUCCCGCCACCGCCCCGGCCUGGGCGGAGAGUGCAUUCGAUGGUAGAAGGGCGUAUGUACGUACCCUGGAUGACUGUUGCAACCCUGCAUUGUUGCAGGACAUAUGGCUGGAGAAGUCCAAGGUUGAAUGGGAAGUUGUGGAUUUUAAGACCGGCCACAUGCCAUUCGUGAGCCAACCUCAGGCGCUGGCAGAACAAAUUACCAAUUUUAUCGAUGGUUUUAUUGCGAAGUAGAUAGAUCAAUACGGAGUCCAAAGCAUGGUGUAGAACUCCCAAUACACACCAUUCGAUUUGGCUUGAUUUAUCUAUCAUUAGCCACUGACAUCAUCGCAAUGUAAUACAGGCUGGUCAACCCCAAAGGUCUAUUGGCAACAAUAGCGGUGGUGGUGACAGUAGUGACAUUGCGGUAUAAGGUCAAAUGUCUCGGGACACUCAGUUACCGGAAAUUCUAACAGUGCUAGCUCGCAGAAGAUUUAAGCUACUGAUACAUGAUAUCUAAAUAUAUAUAGACCGAUGAUAUAUUCUUU
This is a messenger RNA of Aspergillus eucalypticola CBS 122712, 1182 nucleotides long. RefSeq names its product esterase/lipase family protein. The record is from RefSeq and is a predicted model, not a curated record. The coding region runs from base 107 to 889 and encodes 260 amino acids. Lineage: Eukaryota; Fungi; Ascomycota; Eurotiomycetes; Eurotiales; Aspergillaceae. The transcript has 2 exons.